Messenger RNA from Mytilinidion resinicola, 3624 nucleotides. RefSeq names its product carbamoyl-phosphate synthase. Gene Ontology annotation, molecular function: aspartate carbamoyltransferase activity; dihydroorotase activity; ATP binding. Gene Ontology annotation, cellular component: cytosol; cytoplasm. Bases 72 to 3584 code for a protein of 1170 amino acids. Lineage: Eukaryota; Fungi; Ascomycota; Dothideomycetes; Mytilinidiales; Mytilinidiaceae. The transcript has 4 exons. Gene Ontology annotation, biological process: L-citrulline biosynthetic process; UTP biosynthetic process; 'de novo' pyrimidine nucleobase biosynthetic process. The record is from RefSeq and is a predicted model, not a curated record.
GCCCUGCUGAGCUCCGCAGGCUUGCCCGCUCUGCUUCUGCUCUCCCCCGUUGCUGGACUCCCACGCCUGCAAUGGCUGUCUGCGGGCGCCUGGUACGCCGCACGCCAGCUCUUCUUCGCCAAUGCCAUCGUCCCGCUCCGCCAGCGGCAUGCCGUGCUUUCUUUAGCGCGCCGUCUCCGCUCACUGCUCUGAGAGCCGGCCAUGAGUCAACACCAGUGUCUCGACAGCUGCGAGCUUUCUCCAAGCGCGCCUCCUUCAAUGCCUCGAAUGCUACCCAGGAGGCUCCCAAUGCCAAAGCUUACCUCGACAGCGGUGCUAUCCUGGGGGCUCGUAACCUCGUUGACGUCUCCAAGGUGCUCGUGAUCGGCAGCGGAGGCCUCAGCAUUGGCCAGGCAGGCGAGUUCGACUAUUCAGGAUCACAAGCUCUCAAAGCUUUGAAGGAGGCCGGUGUCCGCUCCGUCCUCAUCAACCCUAACAUCGCGACCAUCCAAACCUCCCACGUUCUCGCCGACGAAAUCUAUUACCUUCCCGUCACGCCCGAGUAUGUGGAGUAUGUCAUUCAGAAGGAGCGGCCAGACGGCAUAUUCCUUAGUUUUGGUGGUCAGACCGCCCUCAAUCUCGGUGUCAACAUGAACAAAAAAGGCAUCUUUGAGAAAUACGGUGUGAAAGUCUUGGGGACGAGCAUCAAGACCUUGGAAACGAGUGAAGACCGUGAUCUGUUCGCCAAAGCUCUUGGUGAGAUCGAUAUCCCAAUUGCCGAAUCCAUUGCAGUAGGCACCGUAGACGACGCGCUAGACGCCGCAGAGAAGAUCGGGUAUCCCAUUAUUGUCCGUGCAGCAUACGCCCUGGGUGGUCUGGGUUCUGGGUUUGCGAACGACGCUGGGGAACUCAGGAAUCUGUCUGCCAGGUCAUUGACACUUUCCUCACAAAUCCUGGUGGAAAAGUCACUGAAGGGAUGGAAGGAGGCUGAGUAUGAGGUUGUCCGUGAUGCUAGCGACAACUGCAUUACUGUCUGCAACAUGGAAAACUUCGACCCUCUCGGCGUGCAUACCGGUGACAGCAUUGUCGUUUCUCCAAGUCAGACUUUCAGCGAUGAAGAGUACCACAUGCUCCGCUCUGCCGCAAUCAAGAUUGUACGCCAUCUUGGUGUCGUUGGCGAGUGCAAUGUACAGUACGCGCUACAACCUGACGGGCUGGACUACAGGGUCAUCGAGGUCAACGCCCGUUUAUCAAGGUCUUCCGCGCUUGCCUCCAAAGCCACGGGCUAUCCGCUCGCCUACACUGCCGCCAAAAUUGGGCUCGGACACACCCUACCGGAGCUUCCCAACGCUGUUACUAAAACCACCACGGCAAACUUUGAGCCUAGUCUAGACUACGUUGUCACCAAGAUGCCUCGGUGGGAUCUAGCCAAGUUUCAACAUGUCAAGAGGGACAUCGGAAGUUCCAUGAAGUCUGUAGGAGAAGUCAUGGCAAUUGGAAGAACAUUCGAAGAAUCUUUCCAGAAAGCUUGCCGGCAGGUUGAUCCCAAGUUCUUGGGCUUCCAGGGAGACAAAUUCGAGAACUUGGAUGACUCAUUGAAAAAUCCUACCGAUCGCCGGUGGUUGGCUGUUGGUCAAGCUUUGAUGCACGAAGGCUACACUGUAGACAGGGUUCACGACCUUACUAAGAUCGACAAGUGGUUCCUCUAUAAGCUGCAGAACAUUGUAGAUUGUACACACGAGCUCGAAGACAUAGGCAGCUUGUAUGGCCUGAAGAAGGAGGCCAUCCUGAAGGCGAAGAAGCUUGGAUUUUCGGACCGACAAAUCGCCAAAGCCGUCAAUGCAACCGAAGACGAAGUUCGAGCGCGUAGAAAGGGGUUUGGCAUCAAGCCCUGGGUCAAGAAAAUUGAUACGCUGGCCGCCGAGUUCCCUGCAGACACUAACUACCUAUACACGACAUACAACGCCUCGUCUCACGACGUAACCUUCGAUGACCACGGAAUUCUCGUUCUUGGGAGUGGAGUUUACCGCAUCGGAAGUUCCGUGGAAUUCGAUUGGUGCGCUGUAAAUGCCACCCUUUCACUAAACAAGCUCGGUAAGAAGACAGUCAUGAUUAAUUAUAAUCCGGAAACCUAUUCGACCGAUUUCGACGUUGCCGACAGACUGUACUUCGAAGAACUUAGCUACGAAAGAGUUAUGGACAUCUAUGAGCUCGAGUCAGCUAGCGGAGUCGUCGUAUCUGUCGGUGGUCAGCUGCCCCAGAACAUCGCUCUGAAACUGCAAGAGACUGGAAAGGCUAAAGUCCUCGGAACUGAUCCCAACGAUAUUGACAAAGCCGAAGACCGCCACAAGUUUUCGCAGAUCCUCGACUCGAUAGGCGUCGACCAACCCGCUUGGAAAGAGCUGACGUCAUAUGAAGAAGCGCAGGCUUUUGCCAAUUCCGUUGGAUACCCCGUUCUUGUUCGCCCAAGCUACGUUCUUUCUGGAGCUGCCAUGACGGUGAUCCGGUCUGAAGAUGAGUUGAAGGAGAAGUUGCUGGCUGCAAGCGAAGUCUCUCCCGACCAUCCCGUGGUGAUCACCCAGUACAUCGAAGGCGCUGAGGAGAUUGAUGUCGAUGCUGUCGCGUCGACCGGAAAAGUACUGGUCCACGCCGUGAGCGAGCAUGUGGAGAACGCGGGUGUGCACUCCGGUGACGCAACACUCGUCCUACCUCCCGCAAACUUGAGCAAGCGUACUAUAGAGAGGGUCAAAGAGAUCGCCGACAAAGUGGCCAAAGCAUGGAGCAUUACAGGACCUUUCAAUAUGCAAAUCAUCAAAGCAGCAGACCCCGAAGGUGGAGAACCAAAGCUGAAGGUCAUUGAAUGCAAUCUGCGCGCUUCGAGGUCGUUCCCAUUCGUCAGCAAGGUUCUCGGCACAAAUUUCAUUGACGUUGCCACAAAGGCUCUGGUUGGAAGAGAAGUUCCAGAACCAGUAGACCUCAUGGCAGUGAAGAGGGAUUAUCUGGCGACGAAAGUGCCGCAAUUCUCUUGGACCCGUCUUGCAGGUGCAGACCCGUAUCUUGGUGUUGAAAUGGCUAGCACAGGAGAGAUGGCCUGCUUCGGAAAGAACCUCGUCGAGGCAUACUGGGCUGCUAUGCAAUCCACCAUGAACUUCCGCCUUCCACAGCCUGGAGAGGGCCUACUGUUUGGCGGUGACAUUACUAGAGCGGAGCUUGCCAAGAUUGUGGACUACCUCAACCCCCUUGGCUACAAACUGUACGCCGCGAAUCAGAAGGUGAAGCAACACUUAGAGCAAUCCUCCCAAGACGGAAGUGUCAAGGUGGAAGUGAUUGAGUUCCCCGUUGAAGAUAAGAGAGCUCUCCGAGAAGUGUUCGAGAAGUACGACGUCCGUGGAGUGUUCAAUCUGGCCAGAACCCGUGGCGCCUCUCUCGUGGAUGAGGACUAUGUGAUGCGCAGGAACGCAGUCGAUUUUGGAGUGCCUCUGUUCAUGGAACCUAAAACUGCAGUCCUCUUCGCUCAAUGUAUGAGCGAGAAACUACCACUCAGAGAUGGAAUCCCUAGUGAGGUGCGCCCAUGGAGCGAUUUCAUCGGCGGACGACCGUUGUAGCGAGGGCAAACGGAUGGCAUUAUUUUUGAAGGUUUGAAAG